AUCAAUCUAUACAGUUUCCAGUUCGUUCUUGAGGGCAGAACAUGUCCAGUCCAAAGAUGCUAGGAAUAUUUCUGCUGGCGUGCCUUCUGCCCGCUGGCUUGGAAAGUGCUCGGAUCCUGGCCAUAUUUCCGUUGCCGAGUCCUUCGCAUUACUUCUUUGCUUUGCCCUAUCUGAAAAGCUUGGCUUCUCUGGGCCAUGAUAUAACCACUGUAAGUCCGUAUCCUCAGAAGACGCCUAUACAUAAUAUACAUGACGUUCCUAUUCCGGAGGUGUUUGAAAACUUUAAUGAAGUCCUUAAGUCUGUAUCAAUCCCCAAGAGUACUUGGCAGAGCAGUGAUUUUGUAAACGAAUACGCCAUAAAUCUCACAAAUAUAGUGCUAAAUAACAAUGGAGUUCGUAGGGAGAUUCUGGGCCCGAAAAGGCCUCACUUUGAUCUUGUCAUAAUGGAUCUGUGGCGGAUCGACGCCCUUAGCGGCUUGGCGGCCUAUUUUGAGGCUCCGAUUAUCGGAAUGGCUCCAUAUGGUACUGACUGGAAGAUUGAUGAACUAAUGGGUAAUGUCUCUCCCAUUUCGUAUCUCCAACCUCCGUCCUCGCAAUUUCACGACUUGGAGACUUACACAGGGCGAUUGACACACUUUUGGGAACGAUCCAUUUCUUGGAUUAACUAUAAAUGGCGACAUGUAAAAAAACAGGAGGCUCUCUAUAGAAAGUUCUUUCCCCAUAUCGCCGAUCGACAUCCCUUGUCUGAGAAUUUCCGGAACUUCGCCUUGGUCUUGGUUAAUCAGCACUUUACACUGGCUGCUCCGCGUCCGUAUGUACCGAAUAUGAUAGAGGUCGGUGGGCUGCAUGUCGAUCAGAAUCCAAAAGCUUUACCCACCGACCUGGAGGACUUUAUCCAGGGUGCCGGUGAAGCUGGAGUGAUAUUCUUUUCUCUUGGGACCAAUGUCAAGAGCAAUUCUCUGUCCGAGGAUCGGCGAAAAGUACUGCUCGAAACUUUUGCCACGUUACCUCAGCGAGUCCUUUGGAAGUUCGAGGAUGACCAAUUGCCAGGAAAACCUCCCAACGUUUUUAUCAGUAAAUUUUUCCCACAGCAGGACAUCCUGGCCCAUCCCAAAGUACAGCUCUUCAUAACCCACGGGGGAUUAUUGAGCACAGUAGAGAGCAUUCAUCACGGAAAGCCUAUGCUGGGCUUGCCCUGCUUGUUUGACCAGUUCCGCAAUAUGGAAUACGUUCAACGAGUGGGUCUUGGUUUGACUCUCAGCUUAAAGGAGAUGACUAGAGAAGAUUUCAAUUCCACCAUCAAUCGGCUGACCACGGAUAUGAAAUUCAAAGAAAAGGCAAGGAUCACGGCAGCCAGAUACCGGGAUCGGCCCGUGAAGCCUCUGGAUGCGGCCAUCUGGUGGACGCACUACAUCCUCCGGCACAAGGGAGCUGCUCAUAUGCGAGUACGCGGCGCAGAGUUGAGCUUCCUGAGAUAUCAUAGCCUGGAUGUCUUGGGGACCUAUUUGAUUGCCUUGUUGGUUGUCUUAUCAGUUUUUGCUUACUGUGUGGCUAAAACCCUUAAGAUUUGCCUUUUACUGUUAAGGGGUAAAGAAAAUCAGAAGAAAAAAGAUCUGUGAAUUAUGGAAAUCUUUAUUAUAUAAUUUUGUAUCUUUCAAUAAACAGAAUUGAUGGCAUGGAAAAA
Molecule: messenger RNA, 1684 nt
Organism: Drosophila eugracilis
Lineage: Eukaryota; Metazoa; Arthropoda; Insecta; Diptera; Drosophilidae
Gene: Ugt35D1
Product: UDP-glucosyltransferase 2
Exons: 2
Coding region: 42-1619 (525 amino acids)
Molecular function (GO): UDP-glycosyltransferase activity
Source: RefSeq, a predicted model, not a curated record